This is a messenger RNA of Pelodiscus sinensis (Chinese soft-shelled turtle), 339 nucleotides long. The record is from RefSeq and is a predicted model, not a curated record. NCBI's taxonomy places the organism in Eukaryota, Metazoa, Chordata, Testudines, Trionychidae.
GAGGAGGGUGUGAAGGCCAGGACUUUAGCAGGGAUCCGGAAAGAGCCAGAUAGAUUCACGGAGAACCAGAAGCCUACCUCAGAGGAGAUCCUGCUGAUUGCAGAGCAGCUGAACAUGGAGAAGGAGGUGAUCCGCGUCUGGUUCUGCAACCGCCGCCAGAAGGAGAAACGCAUCAACCCCUGCAGCAGCAGCCCCAUGCUGCCCACCCAGGGCAAGCCCCCUGGAUACGGCCCCCACAUGGUGCCGAGUCCAGGCCCCGGCGUGAAUCUCCCGCUCUCUCAGGCUUCCAGCAGUCUGAGCACAACAGUGACUACCUUGUCCUCGGCGGUCGGCCCCCUG